Messenger RNA from Fragaria vesca subsp. vesca, 1867 nucleotides. RefSeq lists its product as uncharacterized. The transcript has 4 exons. NCBI's taxonomy places the organism in Eukaryota, Viridiplantae, Streptophyta, Magnoliopsida, Rosales, Rosaceae. The record is from RefSeq and is a predicted model, not a curated record. Bases 178 to 1470 code for a protein of 430 amino acids.
AAUAAUUCAUAUGAUCAAGAAUCAAAGACUUCAUAAACAUUUGUUUUUUCAAAGUUGUUUAACACUUGUCUUGUGCACCUUGAUUCAGGUAGAUCUAGGGUAAGAUGGUUUUUCUUGUCUAUUCGUUCAAUUUGCGUUCCUUUAUAUUCAGACUUCAAAGAAAGCUUGCACAAAACCAUGGAAGAUCAAACGCAACCUAUUCUGCCAAAACAAAAUUCUAACUCCGGCCAUGAAGCACUUGAGUUUAAGAGCUUUAUUCCGUGGCUUGAAUGGGUCUUUGUGGAUCAGUCUAGUAUCUGGAGGACAGGUCUUUCAUGGUCACUCUUCUUCGUCUUAGCCAUCGGUGUACCACUAGUCUCGAACUUUCUUCUCUCCUGCCCGAGCUGUGAUGCCAACCAUAGCAGACCUUACCAUGUUGUUUCUCAGCUUUCGCUUUCCUUGUUCGCGGGUCUCUCCUUCGUCAGCCUCUCCUUCUGGACUCGAAAAUUCGGUCCGAGGAGGUUUCUCUUCCUUGACAAGCUAUGUGAUGCAAGUGAGAAAGUCCGUCAAGAAUAUAAGCAAAUAUUUCAUAAUUCAAUGAAGCUCCUAUGCUUCAUUGUCUUCCCCUGUUUUGCUGCAGAGUGUGUGUACAAAAUAUGGUGGUAUGUCUCAGGAGCAACAGAACUACCAUACUAUGGUAACAUGUAUUUGAGUGACACAAUACUAUGCUUGUUGCAACUGUGUUCAUGGCUUUACAGGACAACGAUUUUCUUCCUGGUGUGUGUUAUGUUCCAGCUUAUGUGCAGAUGUCAAAUAAUAAGACUAGAAAGUUUCGCACAAAUUUUUCAAAAGGAUACCGAGGUGGAGACCAUAAUGAUGGAACACAACAAGAUCAGGAAGACCCUUCGGGUUAUAAGCCAUCGAUUUCGAAUGUUCAUCUUGAUCUCUCUGAUCAUGGUUACUGCGAGUCAGCUCGCCUCUCUUGUCACUGUAACCUGGUCGAGUGCUCAUGUUGAUAUCUUCGAGGCAGGAGAACUCGCCUUAUGUUCUAUAAGCCUUAUUACUAGUCUAUUCAUAUGCUUGCGGAGUGCAACCAAAUUAACACACAAAGCACAGUCAAUUACCGGGCUUGCUGCAAAGUGGAAUGUCUGUGCCACAAUCCACAUCCACUCUUUUGAUUACGCAGAAACCGAGACUCCGAUGAUACCUCAGGUUUCCUUAGAUCAUCACGUGUUUCCUUUCGGUGCUGAUUUGGAAUCGGAUGAUGAAGAAGCGGACGAAGACGACGAUCUGGACAAUGGCAAGUUGGUGCCAGUUUUCAGAAACACAAUCUCAUUCCAGAAGAGACAUGCUCUAGUGAAAUAUUUGGAGCAUAAUAGAGCGGGGAUUACAGUGUUUGGGACCAUGGUGGACAGAACAUGGCUUCACUCUAUUUUUGGAAUUCAGCUGGCUCUUCUUCUAUGGACGCUCAACAAGACAAUUUUCCGUUAAUUCACAUUAGUUAGGUGUGAUAUAUGAAGGCCUUUGAUCUAUUAUAUGAUUAGCGAUGUUAGGCGAUGAAAAAUUUGAGCUUGGGAUCUCAACUGAAUUUCAGUGUGUUAAUCAAUUGAUUGUUGCAGCAUGUGACAAGAAAUGAGUUUUUCAUGAAAAAAAUCGGGAGAGAAAUGAUGCUUAUUAUUCAUAUAUUUCUUGUUCUAGGAUGAAUACUAAUUCAUUAUACAUGCAUCAUAAAGCAUCAUCUUCUAGCUAAUCUUCUUAUCCAACUUAUGUUUGGUCCCUUUAAAAGAUCGGAAUUCUGCAAAUCAUAUCAGCAAAGCAUAUGAUCAGUUGAAGUAUUGUACAUCUUAUAUCUACAAGUAGAUCUAUAUCAAAUCACACGCAUAUUAAA